Molecule: messenger RNA, 2916 nt
Organism: Helobdella robusta
Lineage: Eukaryota; Metazoa; Annelida; Clitellata; Rhynchobdellida; Glossiphoniidae
Exons: 20
Source: RefSeq, a predicted model, not a curated record
GAUGAUGACACCACACUCUUCACCGGCAUGAUCUAUUUGGGCUGUGCAAUUGUCAAUGCACCGAGGAGCGAGUUGGAGGUCAAUAGGAACAUGGUCAUCCUCAACAACCAAUCAAAUCAGGCGGUCCAAGUGACCCUUGCCGUUCCUAGCCACUCACAAGGAGCCGUCUAUUUGUUGGACCCGUCGACCAAUCAAGAAAUUGCAUCAUUCUGCAUUCAGCAAAUUUUAUUUUGUGCCCGGGGUCCGAAUGAUACCAAAGAGUCUAAAUGUUUUGCAUUCACUUGCAGUCACAGCGAGACUGUGGAGACUGCCAUAUUUCAAUGCCAUGUCUUCAGGAGCGAUGAUGCUGAUAAUGUCGGCAAGAUAUUGUACAACUUUGCAACGGCAUUCAGAAGAACUUUGAAAGCACAACAACAACCGGCAACUUCAACCUCACAGAUGGCCACAACAUCAUCCACCACACCAGCGACAUCUGCAGCUGAUUGCAAUCUUUUUCACUUUGAUGUCACCCUCGACAUCAAAGAAUUGGACCCUCGAAGUCAGACGUACGUCAGCUGCCCAAAAGAUAAGAACGUGAUCAAGAUGAGGUGCAAUGUUCCUAAGAAGGUCGUCAUCCACAUCUCUCAAAUGAGUGGCCUCCAGUCUAUCAAGUUGGACAAAUGUUUCGGAGUGUUGCUGGGUGCGGGGCGCAACAUAAAGACUAGUGAAAUGAACUUGCUGGAGAUUGAGGACUUCAAUAAAUCCGUGGACUGUUCGACCUUCAACAUCGCAGCCACUUGGGACCCCACCCUCUCCCAGUACAACCUCAUCAACGCUGAAACCCCUAAAGAUUCCAGGAUGUUCAUGACGGUUGCAGUUGAUGUUGUCAUGGACCUGAUUAGAGAACCGAUCAGAUUCCUCUUCGAAGUGAAAGUGAAAGUCUUCCCAACCAAUCAGAAGUUCUGGUACUUCACCAACAAGUCCCUGUACAACAAGUUCGCCGUUCGUGUUAAGGAGGUUGGCGGUGAUAAUGAUGAUGGUGGUGAUGACGAUAUUGUACGUAAAUGCGUCACAACAUCACCACCACCAUCUUCAUCUUCGUCACCAUCUUCAUCUUCACCACCACCACCAUCAUCUUCACUACCACCAUCAUCAUCACCAUUGCCGUCGUCAUCAUCACCAUCACCAGACAACGACGAACCACUGUUGAGUGGGAGUGGUGCGGUCAGUAAGGAGGUGACCGAUGAGGCUCUGCUCGAUAGUUGGAAAGAUGUUCUCAUCAAAUGGCACCAGAAUGUGAGUCAGCGACCGAAGACGGUGGAGGGGUUGGUGAGAAGGGGGGUGCCCGAGGCUUUGAGGGGGGAGGUGUGGCAGCUGUUGGUGGGCUGCACUGAUGACCAGCAGAUGUUUGAAACCUACAGACUUCUCAUUGCUAAGGACUCUCCAUCAGAGGAAAUGAUCCAGAGGGAUUUGAACCGAACCUUUCCAGCCCACGAGUUCUUCAAGGAUGUCGGAGGGGGAGGGCAGGAGUCACUCUACAAGAUAUGCAAGGCGUACUCAGUUUAUGACGAAGAGAUCAAUUAUUGUCAGGGUGUUUCGUUCUUGACAGCUGCUCUUCUGCUACAUAUGCCCGAGGAGCAAGCCUUCUGCGUGCUGACGAAGAUAAUGUACGACUACAAGCUGCGAGAUCUCUUCCGACAGGACUUCGAAGACCUCCACCUCAAGUUCUACCAACUGGAGCGCUGCAUGGAGGACCAACUGCCCGACCUGUACGAUCACUUCAUGGACCUCGGGCUGGAGGCCCACAUGUACGCCUCCCAGUGGUUCCUCACCCUCUUCACCGCCAAGUUCCCCCUCUUCCUCGUUUUCUACAUUCUCGAUCUCUUCAUCAGCGAGGGCAUGAGUACAAUAUUUGGGAUUGCACUGGCCCUUCUUAAGAUGUCUCGCAAGGACCUACUGACACUGGACUUCGAAGGCGUCCUCAAAUACUUCAGGGUGCAUCUACCCAAGAAGUACAGGUGCGAUGAGGUCUCCAAGGAGAUGAUCAAUAUGGCCAUCUCGCUCAAGCCCUCUAACAAGAAGCUGAAGAAAUACGAAACAGUCUUCAAAACUUUCAGAGAGUCACAACUCCAGCAGGAAGAUCCGGUCGAUAGGCUGAAGCGAGACAACAAGCGCCUACAAGAGACGAACAUGAGGCUGGAGAGAGAGAACGAUGACCUGGCCAGUGAACUGGUCAACAGCAAGAUCCAGCUGAGAGGAGAACUUGAUAAGGUUGAAGACAAAUAUGACUACGUGAACAAGGAGUUGCUGCUCUGUCGUUCACAACUCGUCGAAGUGGAAGAAGAGAAGAAAAGAUUGGAGGGGGAAGUUGGCCAGUUGAAAGAUCUGUGCAGAAGGGAAUCGGAGCAGGCAACUUCCAACAACGCCAAAAAUAUGAACAUCAUUCAAGACUAUAAACAAAUAUGUUCGGAGUUGAGUAUGAGGAUUGAAUCGCUCUCCACCUCCCACAAGAAGGAAUUGAAGCUCAUCAAGGAAGUGGUGGAGAGAUGUGCCAGCUGCAGGGAUGUCAUCGUUAGCAGGGAUGGCAGCUGGAAGGAUCCACCAACAUCGCAACAACAAAACGCUCCAGCCAGUGAGAGUGCAGACCUCUCGAACGCCAUCCAAUCAGAGCAGGCCAUCAGAGAUCUCGAGUUGGAAUUGGCUCAGACCAAGUUGGCUCUAGUCGAAUGCGAAUGCAAGAACCAAGAACUCAUCCACCAGCUGACGUCAUCAUCUUCGUCAUCACCAACUCCGCCUACAUCAUCGGCAUCGUCAUCGUUAUCAUCAUCGUCAUCAUCGACCAAUAAAAAUAAUUCCUGGCUCCAGAAAACAUUAACCUCAAUCAAAGAAGCUACCACCAAUGUUAAGGCAGGCGGCAUCACAUUUGGAGGCAACUGA